GCCAUCGACCCAGGGUGGCUCGACAGCCUCCCCGAUCGAAUAAAAGCCAAGGUCCUCAACCACGUGACCAACUGCAACUUAACCGAGCAGCUGUAUUCGUCGAUGGCGGGCCCAGGCCUGGCGUUGGUGGCAUUCACCGACCUCAUCGCCGCGCUGUCCACACCCACCUUCUGGGCCAUCAUCAUCUUCACGUCGCUGGUGAGCAUGGGGCUGAGCUCCGUGAUCGGGAUCCUGCAGGGCAUCACCAUCCUGCUCCACGACGCCUUCCCUUCCUUCAGGAGACACAGGAAGCUGCUCACAGUGAGCGUCUGCGGCUCCAUGUUCCUGGGCAGCCUCCUGUUCGCAGGCCCCUCGGGCAGCUACUUCAUAAACCUGCUGGACGAUUACUGGGCGUCUCUGCCCCUCUUCUGCAUCGUCCUCUUGGAGAACGUGGCCAUCGUCUGGAUCUACGGGGCCCGGAGGUUCCUGGAAGACCCGAUGCUCAUGUUGGGCCGCCCCGUCUCCCCCUUGUACCACUGGCUGUGGCGCUGCGUGUGUCCGAUCGUGCUCACGGUCCUGUUCGUGACCACCCUGAUCCAACUCUCUGUGAAGAGCAUGGUCUACCUGGCCUGGGACUCCAACCUCUCAGGGGAGGUAACCCGAACCUAUCCGUCCUGGGCUAAAAUCCUGCUCGUAUUUCUCGUCGUCUUGUCCGUCUGGCCCAUCCCGGCCUACUCCCUGUACUCCCUGUACACUCGCAUCCCGAAGGCCUUCUCGUCCUCCAUAAUCCAGCGGAGUCUCACAUUCGUCUUCAAAUCUGACUGACCGAGGCUCACGGGAGCCCCUGCGUGACUUGAGGAGAGGCAAAGACAGAAGAGGAGUAAAAUGGACACAUGACCGGGGAGGGGGGAACAACCUUCCUCCAUGUGAGGGAUCCCUCUUGGGAAUAAAGACUCCGCUCACCACUUCUCUUUCAAAGGGAACUCCCUGGCUGACCCCUCGACAUGAGAAGAGGCAGCUGGACCCAAAGACCUUCUGCUCUCCUGGCUUGGAGUGCUUGUCUGACCUGGUGGGGACUUGCGUAGCAGGAAUUGCCCCCGCCCCCCACCCUGGGCCUCAGUGGACCCGUACCGAGGGCACUCUGGUGUUAGCUCCGUGUCAUCGCGACCCGCUCUCCCGAUGACUGCCUGGGGGCUGCUCGGUGCUGCCACGUCUAAUGCCCUAUGGGACUAGGGGGCAGCAAUGGUGCCACGAAAUCAACCCGUAAAUAAACCGCACUGUUGUUAUAAAAA
Tupaia belangeri chinensis (Chinese tree shrew) is the source of this 1271-nucleotide messenger RNA. RefSeq names its product orphan sodium- and chloride-dependent neurotransmitter transporter NTT5-like. NCBI's taxonomy places the organism in Eukaryota, Metazoa, Chordata, Mammalia, Scandentia, Tupaiidae. Gene Ontology annotation, cellular component: plasma membrane. Gene Ontology annotation, biological process: nitrogen compound transport; amino acid transport; sodium ion transmembrane transport. The transcript has 5 exons. Bases 103 to 804 code for a protein of 233 amino acids. The record is from RefSeq and is a predicted model, not a curated record.